Molecule: messenger RNA, 951 nt
Organism: Plasmopara halstedii
Lineage: Eukaryota; Oomycota; Peronosporomycetes; Peronosporales; Peronosporaceae
Exons: 1
Coding region: 1-951 (316 amino acids)
Source: RefSeq, a predicted model, not a curated record
AUGUUAGUUGACGUGAAUCGAGAGCUGCGUCUGAUGUGUGACGUCUCGCCGACAAUGAUUGAGCUCGUACGACAUACAGAAAAGACGUGUUUUAGCACAUCAUCUAAUGCACUUGCCCGCUGGAGACACCUUCGUGUUUGUAUGGGACAGCUUACGCGCGGUUUGAAGCGCAGUAGACAGCGCAACAUCCAGGAAAAGGGUGAGAGGCUCAUGUGUUGUGCUUCGAUUCUUCAUAAAGACUUUUGGUUGGAAGCGCUGGACAAUCAACAUCGCUAUGGAUUUCACUUACGAGCUUUUCACAAGGCUUGGAAGCACGAAAUGGCAGCGAGGACUUCUGAUAGUAAGGACACGUCGUUUUUUUAUUGGCUCGACCAUGGCAACGGUAGGAACGUGAAUCUGCCUGAAUGCACUCAGCAUGGACUUCGUACGACGCGAGUAGAAUACUGUAAUGCCGAACAGCGCAAAAACUACUUGCUGAAUUUCUUCGUAAAUGAAGAGGACCAUGUGGUAAGAGUGCGAUAUGCAGUAUCAGGAUGUGUUGUCCAUACGGACAAACGCAGCAAGUGGAUUUUCGUGAUUGAUCUCUCGGGUUCUAUGUAUCUUGGCCGGAAGCGCAAAGGUCAUUUCCACCAUUCAAGCUUUGUCUCGGGCGCACCAAUCUUUGCAGCUGGCAAAAUUACAAUCGAAAACGGUAUCAUUAUCGCUGUUGAACCUCAUAGUGGCCACUUUAAACCACGACUUGAGAAUCUUGAGGCCCUCUGCUCUAUAUUAGCUAACCAAGGGGUUGCAAUCGAAAACAUCGUCUUCAUUAAGCCAAAGAAAUGGACGUGUGUCUGGCCAUUUCCACCACAGCCACACUUCGAACUUGAAGAAUUCGUCAGUGUGUCAGAUACAGAUUGUGGUGUUGAUAAAUCGGAUGGAGAGGAAUCAGUGCAUGAACACGAGCUAUAG